AACAGGUGUCAUCAUCCUCUAAAUGACACUGUUACAAACACCGAAGGACAUAGAGAAAGAGAAAGAGAAAAUCCAAACACAACACAGCUCGCAGCUGCUUCUUAUCAGAUCUGCUGCUUCUUUCUUGACUCGCUCUCCCGCUCAGCAUUCUUCUAUUCAGCUGACUCGAUUGUCUCUCAUUCUUUCUCUCCAACAUUCCGAUUUUUUCUGUGUGUCUAUAGAGCAUUUUCAGAUAAAGCAUAAAGAUUAGUUCCUCUCUUUAAGCUGCAUUGGAUAGAGAGAUCACGCAAAUGUUGAUAUCCCGGCGAGUUUAGCCGGAGUUCCGGUGACUUUACUGGAUUUUCCGGCGUAUUAGUCGGUGGAGCUCCGGCUGUCUUAGAGAAAGAUGUUCAGGUCUGCUAGAUGGAGAAGUGAAAAGAACAAGAUCAAGACUGUGUUCAAAUUGCAGUUUCAUGCAACUCAGGUAUCGCAGCUGAAUGCAGAUACAUUGGUGAUAUCGGUGAUCCCUGGAGAUAUUGGGAAGCCAACAGCAAGACUAGAUAAGGGUAUAAUUCGAGACGGAAGUUGUCGUUGGGAAAAUCCUAUUUAUGAAACUGUGAAAUUCACUCAAGAUAUAAAGACUGGGAAGUUCAAUGAGAGAAUUUACCAUUUCAUUGUCUCAACUGGAUCGUCCAAGAAUAGUUUAGUUGGGGAAGUUUCGGUUGAUUUUGCUACUUAUGCUGAGGCUACAAAAGUUUCCACUGUUUCUCUUCCCUUGAAGAAUUCCAAAUCUAAUGGGGUUUUGCAUGUUUCAAUUCAGCGGCUGCAGGGGAACAUCUAUCAGAGGGAUGCGGAGGAAACUGAACAUACAAACAUCAAAAUCCAGAAUAGAACUCUGAACACCCUCUUAAGCAAUGGCAAUACAAAAGGCAUUAAGAGUAGUUCUAAUGAAGCUAGACAGCCUAGUGAUGCCUCCCACAAUUCUGAACUAAAUGGUGACUGCAGAACAUCUAGUGGAUCUGAUAUUACAAUGUCAAGUUCCGAGAGCAGCUCUGGGCUCAAUACUCCUCGUGAACUUGGAUUGAGAAAUAAUAGCAUCCUACAGGAUCCAACCAGCUUCAUAUCAUCCCGGGGCCACACCACAGCUUCUCAUAAGCCAACUACAAAUGCUCCUGCAACAGUCUAUGAAGAGCAUCAACAAUGGGAGUGGUCAGCAGAUUCUGAUCAAGGGGUAAGUACUGAUGACUCAAAAGACAGUUCUCAUGACACCCUUACAAGAGAAAGGUCACAAGGCACUUCUAGUAUCGAGAUCGAAAAGCUCAAGGCUGAAAUUGUUGCUUUGGCUAGACAAGUAGAUUUGUCAGAGCUGGAAUUACAGACUCUGCGAAAGCAAAUUGUAAAGGAGUGCAAAAGGGGGCAGGAUCUCACAAGAGAAGUCACAGGCUUGAAAGAAGAGAGAGAUGCACUCAAGGCAGAAUGUGAGAAGCUUAAAACAUUUCAGAAACGCAUAGAGGAUGCAAAAAGCAAAAACAAGUUACAGUUUGAGGGUGGGGAUCCACGAGUUCUUCUUGAUGAAAUCAAACAAGAAUUAAAUUAUGAGAAGGACCUCAAUGCCAAUCUUCGAUUGCAACUGCAGAAGACCCAGGAAUCAAAUGCUGAGCUGAUCCUUGCUGUAACAGAUCUAGAAGAGAUGCUGGAGCAGAAAAAUUGGGAAAUAUCCAAUCCUUCCAACAAAUCAAAAUCCUCUGAGAAUGCCAUGUUAAGAAGUUUGAGUGACGAUGAUGAGGAGCAGAAGGCGUUGGAAGACCUAGUUAAGGAGCACAAAGAUGCUAAAGAAGCAUACUUGCUGGAGCAAAAGAUCAUGGACCUCAGCAGUGAGAUAGAGAUCUGCAGGAGAGAUAAAGAUGAGCUAGAGAUGCAAAUGGAGCAGCUUGCACUUGACUAUGAGAUACUGAAGCAGGAGAACCAUGACAUGUCAUAUAAAUUAGAGCAGAGUGAGCUGCAAGAACAACUGAAGAUGCAAUAUGAAUGUUCCUCUUCUUUUGUCAACAUAAAUGAACUCGAAGCCCAGAUUGAAAGCUUGGAAGAUGAACUCAAAAAGCAAUCUAAAGAACACUCUGAUUCUUUGGAGAUCAUAAAUAAGCUUGAAGCUGAGAUUCAGAGCUUGAAAAAUGAACUCAAGAAGCAAUCCAGAGAACACUCUGAUUCUUUGGUGACCCUAAAUAAAUUUGAAGCCCAUAUCAAGAGCUUGGAGGAUGAACUGGAGAAGCAAUCCCAAGGAUUUGAAGCUGAUCUAGAAGCCAUAACUCAUGCAAAAGUUGAGCAGGAGCAAAGAGCCAUCAGAGCGGAGGAAGCCUUAAGAAAGACAAGAUGGAAGAAUGCCAAUACAGCUGAAAAGAUUCAGGAGGAAUUUAAAAGGCUGUCCGUGCAAGUGGCUUCCACAUUUGAUGCAAAUGAGAAGGUGGCUAUGAAAGCACUGGCAGAAGCUAAUCAACUGCAUCUGCAGAAAAGUCAACUUGAAGAAAUGCUUCAGAAAGCAAAUGAAGAGCUCCAAUCGAUUAGGGAUGAUUAUGAGGCAAAAAUGAAUGGCCUCUCUACCCAGUUAAAUUUCAGAGUGGGUCAGAUAGAACAGAUGUUGGUGGAAACUGAUGACAAGUCCAAGCAGUUGGAACAUCAAAAGAAGAAUGAGGAAGAACUCAUUGGAUCUUUCUCUCAGGAAACCCAGAGGCUAAAAGGUGAGAUUGAAAAGCUCAAGAUAGAAAAUAAUAUCCUUUCUGAACAAGCAGAACAGAAAGAGAAUUUCAAAGUUGAAUUGGAACAGUUGAAGUUGUCAAUUAAGCACACUGAAGAGCUCAUACAAAAAGGUAAUAGAGAAAGAAAUAACUUGGCGAGUACACUUGCUUUGGCAAAGAAGGAAGCAGAGAAGUUGCUGGAGGAGUUGAAUAGAAUGAUAUUGCUCAAGGAUGAGAAGGAGAAAGCAAUAAGUCUCUUACAGACAGAAGUGAAAACGCUGAAAGCUCAAUAUGAUGACCUGAAACACUCUCUUUCAGAGGAUGAGUUGGAGAAAGAAAAACUUAGGAAGCAGGUAUUCCAGUUAAAGGGUGAUCUUAAGAAAAAGGAAGACAUAAUCACCAGUAUUGAGAAGAAGCUCAAGGAAAGCAACAAACGUGCAGCAGUUGCUGAUUGCACAAAAACUAAUCUCAGGAACAACAAGUCUGCUCCAGUUCCUCAAGGCUCUAAAGAGGCUGCAAAUCUGAGGGAGAAAAUAAAAUUGCUUGAGGGACAGAUAAAAUUAAAGGAAACUGCUUUAGAAACCUCGGCAAACUCAUUUUUGGAGAAGGAAAGGGAUCUUCUAAACAAAAUUGAAGAGUUGGAGGACAGAUUAGAAGAACUCAAUCAGAACAAUGUAAUUUUCUGUGACAACUCAUGCCAAAAGGUACCUGAGGACACCAUUGGCAUUACUUCUAAUGGUGGUUUAGCUGAAGAUAUUGCGAAAAUGGAUGAAAAUCUAAGUAGCUCGGGGUGGAUGUCCAGGGAAAAUGGAACUGCAAAAUCUGUAGCCAAGAGUUAUGCCUUUAUAUUAGAGAAAGAAAUGAACGUCUGUGUCACCCAUAACGGCGGUUCCAAUAACCAGGAGUUAUUGUGUGAAUUAGAGUCAUUAAAGGAGAGAAACAAAUCCAUGGAAAAUGAAUUGAAGGAGAUGCAAGAGAGAUAUUCAGAAAUAAGUCUCAAGUUUGCAGAGGUAGAAGGUGAAAGACAGCAGCUUGUUAUGACAGUACGAAACCUAAAGAAUGCCAAGAAGGGUUAAUCAUUUUUUUCCUGAUAUACUGAAACAUAUAUACUGUGUAUAGUAUAGAUUAAGUGGCUGAGCCAGCCAACACGGAAAAUUCUACAUGCGACAGUUCCAUCAGAGUGAAUAAUUAAUUUGUACAAAGUUAAUACAAAAUUACUAGCAGUCUGACUGUAGGUAAGGUUUCAUCAAUUCAUGUUAUUGUUGUAAUUCUUUUAAAGCUUGUGAUAUAUGUGAUGAUUUUCCAUUAAUA
Messenger RNA from Ricinus communis (castor bean), 4022 nucleotides. Its product is annotated as intracellular protein transport protein USO1. Bases 386 to 3787 code for a protein of 1133 amino acids. The transcript is spliced from 9 exons. Lineage: Eukaryota; Viridiplantae; Streptophyta; Magnoliopsida; Malpighiales; Euphorbiaceae. The record is from RefSeq and is a predicted model, not a curated record.